UCAAUUUAAUUGAAAAUACUAAUAAAUAUAUGUUUAAUUCUAUCAACUAUUUAUACUUGAAUUUUUGAGAGUAGGAGCGUAAAUUGGGGCCGGAUGGUAGGGGCCCCAGUGCAUUACUUUGCCCAGGGGCACAUGAUGCUAUUAAGACAGCCCUGCACAGGGCAGCUUUGUUCAUUUUUGUUUUCAACAAUUAGUUGUUUUUGUCAGGUGGAGACAUCGGUGGAAAUUUUGGUGAGAAGUUGCACACACGUGUGUCUGAUGGAAAGUGAUGUCACUGCGUCACACUGUUUCCUGCCCCCCCCCAGCACUGAGUGCACGCAGCACAUCUUCCCUCUCUGGGGUUUUCCUGGGCCUCUUCACCGCCACCUCCACUUCUACAGAAUCUGACGUUUCACAUGUGACUUCCAGCUCAGGUCCACAGACCCCGAAACCACACCGAGAGGUGACAGCGUCAUGGGAGUGAGACACUGAGAAGCGGGGGAGGGGGGCACUGACAUCCUGCAGGGGAAUAGGACCUGUCCUCCGACACUGAGAAAGAGAAGACAAACUAACACCCUACAGGGGAGGAGCACCUGUCCUCGACACUGAAAGUGAGGAGAGGCACUGACACCCUACAGGGGAAGAAGGUCUGUCCGUGGAUACUGAGAGCGAGGAGAGGCACUGAUAUCCUACAGGGGAAGAAGGUCUGUCCCUGGAUACUGAGAGUGAGGAGAGACACUGACACCCUACAGGGGAAGAGCACCUGUCCACAACACUGAGAGUGGGGAGAGGCACUGACACCCUACAGGGGAAGAAGGUUUGUCCCUGGAUACUGAGAGCGAGGAGAGGCACUGAUAUCCUACAGGGGAGGAGCACCUGUCCCUCGACACUGAGAGUGAGGAGAGGCACUGACACCCUACAGGGAAAGAAGACCUGUCCCUGGAUACUGAGAGCGAGGAGAGGCACUGAUAUCCUACAGGGGAAGAGCACCUGUCCCUGGAUACUGAGAGCGAGGAGAGACACUGACACCCUACAGGGGAAGAGCACCUGUCCCUGGAUACUGAGUGUGAGGAGAGACACUGAUAUCCUACAGGGGAAGAGCACCUGUCCCUGGAUACUGAGAGCGAGGAGAGGCACUGAUAUCCUACAGGGAAAGAAGACCUGUCCCUGGAUACUGAGAGUGAGGAGAGGCACUGAUAUCCUACAGGGGAAGAAGACCUGUCCCUGGAUACUGAGAGUGAGGAGAGGCACUGAUAUCCUACAGGGGAAGAAGACCUGUCCCUGGAUACUGAGAGUGAGGAGAGGCACUGAUAUCCUACAGGGGAAGAAGACCUGUCCCCAGAAACUGAGAGCAAAGAGAAACACUGACAACCUACAGGGGAAGAAGACCUGUCCAUAUCACUGAGAGUGAGGAGAAACACUGACACCCUACAGGGAAGAAGGUUUGUCCCUGGAUACUGAGAGCGAGGAGAGGCACUGACACCCUACAGGGGAAGAGGACCUGUCAACGACACUGAGAGUGAGGAGAGGCACUGACACCCUACAGGGGAAGAAGACCUGUCCCUGGAUACUGAGAGUGAGGAGAGGCACUGAUAUCCUAAGGGGGAAGAGUACCUGUCCAUAUCACUGAGUGAGGAGAGACACUGACACCCUUCAGGGAAAGAAGACCUGUCCCUGGAUACUGAGAGGGAGGAGAGACACUGACACCCUACAGGGGAAGGAGACCUGUCCGUGGAUACUGAGAGUGAGGAGAGGCACUGAUAUCCUAAGGGGGAAGAGUACCUGUCCACAACACUGAGAGUGAGGAGAAGCACUGAUAUCCUAAGGGGGAAGAGUACCUGUCCACAACACUGAGAGUGAGGAGAGGCACUGACACCCCACAGGGGAAGAAGACCUGUCGGCAGAAGUUAAGAGUAAGGAGAGGAACCGACACAUUAGAGGGGAAGUCCUGUCCCCAGACACUGAGAGUGAGGAAAGGCUCCGACACCCUACAUGGAAAGAAGACCUGUCCACAACACUGAGAGUGAGGAGAGACACUGACACCCUACAGGGGAAGAAGACCUGUCCCUGGAAACCGAGAGAGUGAGGAGAGACACUGACACCCUACAGGGAAAGUAGACCGGUCCCCAGAAAUUGAGAGCAAGGACCUGUCCCCGGACACUGAAAGCGAGGAAAGGCACUGACACCCUACAGGGGAAGAAGACCUGUCCACAACACUGAGAGUGAGGAGAGACACUGACACUCUACAGGGAAAGAAGACCUGUUCACAACACUGAGAGUGAGGAGAGACACUGACACCCUACAGGGAAAGAAGACCUGUUCACAACACUGAGAGUGAGGAGAGACACUGACACCCUACAGGGAAAGAAGACCUGUUCACAACACUGAGAGUGAGGAGAGACACUGACACCCUACAGGGGAAGAAGACCUGUCCCUGGAAACCGAGAGAGUGAGGAGAGACACUGACACCCUACAGGGAAAGUAGACCGGUCCCCAGAAAUUGAGAGCAAGGACCUGUCCCCGGACACUGAAAGCGAGGAAAGGCACUGACACCCUACAGGGGAAGAAGACCUGUCCACAACACUGAGAGUGAGGAGAGACACUGACACUCUACAGGGAAAGAAGACCUGUUCACAACACUGAGAGUGAGGAGAGACACUGACACCCUACAGGGAAAGAAGACCUGUUCACAACACUGAGAGUGAGGAGAGACACUGACACCCUACAGGGAAAGAAGACCUGUUCACAACACUGAGAGUGAGGAGAGACACUGACACCCUACAGGGGAAGAAGACCUGUUCCUGGACACUGAGGACCACGAAAAGGCACUAAGUGAAUCAUCAGGAGAAGAGGACCUGUCAUUGGACACACAGAAUAUGCAGCCAGAUUCAGACAGCAAUGAAGCCGGGUACAGCAGCUCUCCAUCCAGCCAUAGACAGGACUCCUCAGAUGGUGUGAAGAAGGUUCAGAGGAGAGAGAAAAAUCGAAUUGCAGCACAGAAGAGCCGCCAGCGUCAGACCCAGAGGGCAGACACUCUCCAUGUGGAGAGCGAGAACCUGGAGCGCGUGAACGCGGCGCUGCGCAAAGAUAUCCGCAGACUACGUGAGGAGAUCAAAUGUCUGACAUACACCUUGAGCAGUCACCAGUCCACCUGCACCCUAGCAACCCACAAGAUGGCUGCCAUCCCACCACGCGUGGUAUCCCCCCGCUUCCAGCAAUGACGUAUGCUGAACAUGGUCUGAUGUAUAUAGAACAAAGGAGGAGAGCUUUUACCUCCAGACAUUUGGGGAGAGACCAUACAUACAGACAUUGAGUCCACCAAGAUGGUCAGCCAAUCAUCACCAUAAUCCGACUCAGACUUCCCCUGUACCGCAUCCGGAUACAUAUACCAAAGAAAAAUAGAGAAACACAAGUGUUGCUCCAUAAAGUUGGAUUUUUAGAGAUAAAACUGGACAAAGAGGUCCUCCUGGGCUCCUAAUAUAUGGUGGAUGAAUAAAACUUUUCUCGACGCCUUACGUUUUACUCCUCUUAGGAUUUAUCUGUGUGGGAUUUUGUCCCUUCCCCUUUUUUCUUAUGACAAUUCCUUGAUACGGUCCUCAAUGUAUAAUCUUUGUAUGGAUGGCCAUUUGCAAGGUUGUUGGAUGUUCCUCUGGUUGUAGCUUCGUCUAGUUCUCCGACAAUCUUCCUGCCCCCCCCCCCGGGUGGAUCCUGGGUGUUGUAAUUUCCACGCGCCCCUAUGCCUGCCCCUAAGACCUCUUAGCGCACAGCUACUACGCCGCCUGUGAAAAUAGCAAUAUCAAAUAUCCGCCUCAUCCUGAAGAAGUGAUGUUCACUGCGAAACCCGUUGACGGUGACUCCAGAAACAAUGCUUUGUCAUACAUCAUCAGAUAAAUAUUGUGAUUUUGUGACUAUUACAGGGGGCAGAUAUCUAGGCUGUUUUUUUUUUUUUUAGGAAGUUAUUUAUCUAUUUGCCCUUUACAGGGAUUUUACCUAUUUAUAUGUUAUUUUAUUGGAUAUAAUAAACUUUUUAUAACUUU
Messenger RNA from Rana temporaria (common frog), 4016 nucleotides. RefSeq names its product basic leucine zipper ATF-like transcription factor (gene BATF). Lineage: Eukaryota; Metazoa; Chordata; Amphibia; Anura; Ranidae. The record is from RefSeq and is a predicted model, not a curated record. Bases 2856 to 3200 code for a protein of 114 amino acids. The transcript is spliced from 3 exons. Gene Ontology annotation, biological process: regulation of transcription by RNA polymerase II. Gene Ontology annotation, cellular component: nucleus. Gene Ontology annotation, molecular function: DNA-binding transcription factor activity, RNA polymerase II-specific; RNA polymerase II cis-regulatory region sequence-specific DNA binding.